GCCCAUCCAUGGCGACGGAUCGCACACCUUUCUCAUUCUCCCUCCUCUCCGCCGCAGCAGAUGAGGCGCAGGCGGCUGAUGAUUUCUCCACCGCCUCCUUCCUUGUUGCUCUACCGGAGGAGGAGGCGAGGGAAGGUGACGCCGUAGACGACGACUCCGAGUUUGUUUUCGCUGUGACGGACUCUGACGCCUUCUCUUCCGCGAGCGCCGACGAGAUCUUCUUCGAAGGUCGAAUCCUCCCCGUCUACCCGUUAUUCAAUCGCGAUCUCCUUCCCGAUCCGCCCGCCGAGGAGGAAACGGAAGCGGCGGCGGCGGAGGCGGAUGUGGCGGAGCAGAUUCCGCUCCGGCAGAUUUUGCUUGACGAUCCGUCUCCGUCGCUUCCUUCUUCGUCCGAGGUGCCGGAGGCCGCCGGGGAGUUCUGCGCUUGGACGCCGAACCGCUGCAGGAAGAGCGCCUCCACCGGGACGUCUCGCCGGUGGCGGCUCAGGGACUUGAUGGUCGGACGGAGCCAUAGCGACGGCAAGGAGAAGUUCGUCUUCCUCGAGGCGGCACCACCUGCGCCGUCGCUUCCGGCCAAGGAGAAGAAGGCGAGCACCGGAACUAGCGCGGGCAAGGCCGACCAAGUGAAGGGGGCGAAGAAGGCGGUGAGAGUGGCGGAGAUGGAUAUGGUCACCGCCCACCGACUCUUCUACUCGAAGGGGAGUGGAAGCGAGCAGGCGGUGAAGGGACCGCGGCGGUCAUUCUUACCGUACCGGCAGGAACUCUACGGGUUGUUCGCUCCAAUCAACACCCUCCAACGCCCGCGCCCUCCAUUUUAAUUUUUUUUUAAAAAAAUGAAAAAAAAAAUAUAUAUUUCUUUUUUCCUUACUGUCUACGCUCUGCCCUCAAAGGGAAGACAUUACGCACGAUGGCAAUGGCGAUUGCUGAUGGCGAUUGAACCUGUAAAUUUUGUAUCUCUUAAUAUUAUAUAAAACUAAUAUUGUAAUUGCUUGC
Molecule: messenger RNA, 993 nt
Organism: Zingiber officinale
Lineage: Eukaryota; Viridiplantae; Streptophyta; Magnoliopsida; Zingiberales; Zingiberaceae
Exons: 1
Coding region: 9-818 (269 amino acids)
Source: RefSeq, a predicted model, not a curated record